Messenger RNA from Etheostoma spectabile (orangethroat darter), 2097 nucleotides. RefSeq names its product activating transcription factor 6 beta (gene atf6b). Gene Ontology annotation, cellular component: nucleus. The record is from RefSeq and is a predicted model, not a curated record. Gene Ontology annotation, molecular function: DNA-binding transcription factor activity, RNA polymerase II-specific; RNA polymerase II cis-regulatory region sequence-specific DNA binding. Gene Ontology annotation, biological process: regulation of transcription by RNA polymerase II; endoplasmic reticulum unfolded protein response. The transcript has 15 exons. NCBI's taxonomy places the organism in Eukaryota, Metazoa, Chordata, Actinopteri, Perciformes, Percidae. Bases 231 to 1937 code for a protein of 568 amino acids.
AUCAGUCCGAGACAUAAACCGAUAAAUAUAUCACUUUUCCCAACGGAGGAAACACCCCUUUAUUUUGAAUUACAAAUGACAUCCAUGCCUGAUAUCACUCGCGUACCUUAAUGCUAAAAAAUUAGCCGCCGUGUUGUGUAUCGCUAGCUGUUUUGCUAGCUGUUUGUUUAGCUAGCUGCUAUCAUCACGUCGCUAUCUGACUGCUCCACAAACACACCGCCUCUGUGGCUAUGAGUACGGAUCUACUAUCUGAUUUGGACACUCGUUUCUUCGCUGAUAACCUCCUGACAAGCGAAGACUGGGAUGCCUGCCUGUACCAGUGCGAGAGUAUGGAGGAGGGGGAGGACGCGGACUUCAGCCGGGGACUGAAAUACGAACCCUCGUUUGAAACGACCUCGUGCUCACCUCCCGUCCUGACAACCCCCCCCAAGUCGCACUGGCGACACUGGACACACAACUGGCUCAACAGGUAUAACGAGACCGGACUACUCUCCUGGCGCUCACGUCUGAACCCCUCACACCCCUGCCUCGGAGAAGCUCCCGUGAUAAAAAAUGAGAUGACCAUCACUCAGCCGCUACCCGUGGAGAUGUUGUUCCAGGUGAAAGCUGAGCCUCCCUCCCCGGCGUCCUCCCUCGCGUCCGACUGCUCUGCGUCUUCUCCGGACCCCCAGAUCACGGUUAAAGGUGAAAACCCUCCGACUCCCCCGUACAUGUACGGAGACGUGCUGUCCCCCCCGCUGGGCUCCCUGGAGGUCACCGUGGCAACAAGCGCCGUACCCCGACCACAGACGCAGCUCCAGACGCCGCUACCGGCCCCGAUCCCGGCGGCCAUCGGUGGGAUCCAGACGCAGGCUGCAGUUCUGCCGGCCUCGGCCACGUUAAAGGCCAGCACCAUCCUGAGCACCAAACCUCCCAUCCAGCCCAGACCGGUGUGUGUCACCACCCUCCCCGUCCCCCAGACCCCCGCGCCGGCCAAGACCCUCAUACUGCAGGGCCUCCCCUCCAUGGACCAGACCAGACCCGUGGUCUUGUCCCAGUCCGUCUGUCUCGGUUCGGCUCCGGCCAUCGUCAAGAUGGAGCCCGUCUCCCCCAGCAUCCCCCAGCACUGCGCCAGCCCCACAGCUCCGCCCAGCGGCAAACCCAUCGUCCCGGCGACGGCGCCGUUACCCGGCAACACCUCCAACGACAUCGACAUGAAGGUGCUGAAGCGGCAGCAGAGGAUGAUAAAGAACCGCGAGUCGGCGUGCCAGUCCAGGAAGAAGAAGAAGGAGUACCUGCAGAACCUGGAGGCCCAGCUCCGGGAGGCCCAGCAGGAGAACGAACGCCUCCGCCGGGAGAACCAGACGCUGAGGGAGAGACUGGCCGGGAAAGAGGGCAGCGACUCGGCGAGCAACAAGAGAGCCGUGUGCGUCAUGGCCGUCCUGCUGUUCAUGACGUUCAGCUUCGGACCCGUCAGCAUCACAGACAGGAAGCUGUCGGGCCUGCAGGACGGCGUGGUGUCGUAUACGGGACGGCGGCUGCUGGAGUUCGAAAAACAACAACAACAACAACAACAACAUAAGCAGCAGCAGGCGGCGGCUCAGCCAAUCAGAGUGGAGGACCGAACGGAGACAGAGGAGGACGCAGGAGACGAGGCUGCGGACGCCUUUCAGUUCAGGAAUUUGAGCGAUGUGUUCAGUGACAUGAAGGAUCUGGUCCUGCAGGACAUCGACCGAUACUUCAGCUCCUCCGACUGCCGACAGUUCAACCGCUCCGAGUCUCUCCGGCUGGCAGAUGAGCUCCGGGGCUGGGUCCAGCGACACCAGAUCGACAGGAAGAAGUCUGGAGGGAAACCAAAAACCGCCAAGAAGGCCAAAAUCGCCCAGAAAGCUCAGCUGAGGAAGACGAACUUCUCCAGAUAUCUGCCGAUUCAGGCUCACCGCUCCUUAGAAAGGUGACGCACACGCUUCCUCACACACUCCUGACACCAGUUACACAAGUUUCAGUCCGAGUGUCAAGAGAAAUGCAAAAAAAAAGCUCUGUGAAACUGAAAGCUCGACUCUGUACUGAAAGUCAACCGGUUGGUUUCUGUCAGCUGUGUGGAGAGAACAAAACUGG